UCACGAAAAUACUGUCCUUGACCCAAGGUCACUACAACUACGUGUUCUAUCUUUGCAGGAAAAUGGCGGCUGUAGUGCCCAAUCUAGCAAUCUUCGAGCUUUCUCGUCUGAAUUUUCAGACGUAUCUUGUGUUCUGUCUUGCUUUCCUUCUGGCGUGCUUGUAUCUAAGACGUUCGAGGAACCUGCCUCCCUACCCGGCAGGACGGGUGCCUGUUCUCGGGCACCUCCUCGCCUUGGGCCGAGCGCCUCACCUGCAGCUGACGGCGUGGAGGCGGCAGUACGGGGACGUCUUCACCGUCAGGAUAGGAAUGCAGGAUGUGGUGGUUCUGAACGGCUACGCUGCCGUCAAGGACGCCAUGGUCGACAGGUCCGAGCUAUUCGCGUCCAGGCCGCCGAACUACAUACCAGACCUUCUUACAGGCUUCGGUAAAGACAUUGUGGGUACCCGCUGGGGUGAAGAGUUCAAGCAGAAGAAGAGGUUUGCCACCACCGUCUUGAAGACCCUUGGCAUGAAAGUCGGGAAGGGUAGCAUCGAAGAAAAGAUUCAAGAAGAAGGCAGGAGCUUGUGUGAGAGAUUUGCAGCGUACCAGGGAAGACCUUUCGACGCCGAACGUGAUCUGCAAGUGACGAUCGCCAACGUCAUCUGCGCCAUGGCGUUUGGACAUCGCUUCGCGUACGGGGACGAGAGGUUCAUGGAAAUAGCUGAAGCGAUCGUGUCGGUACAGAUAAACCUGGCGUCCCUGUCUGGGCAGCUCAUCAGUGUCUUCCCCUUCCUGCGAUUCGUUCCCGGAGUGAACAAGGUUGUCAAUAACACAAUCCUGUACGCUGAGAAGAUCGAUGCGUUUCUGUGGGAGGAGAUAUCUCGCCAUCGCCGGGAUCUGGAUCGCGAGAAUCCGCGAGACUUUCUCGACUUCGCACUGAUCGAGGUUGAGCAGCAGGGCAGGGUGAAUGACCUGACUGAGGAGAAUGUGAUGUACAUGGCGCAAAAUCUCUUCGUGGCCGGCACCGACACAGUCUCCACUACCCUCCGGUGGGCCCUUCUGUACAUGGCUCUGAACCCGGACAUUCAGGAGAAGGUACAACAGGAGCUUGAUGACGUAAUUGGAGACACCGUGCCUUCCCUGUCCCACCGUGCCCAGCUGCCCUACACAGAGGCGACUGUGAUGGAGGUCCAGCGGGUCCGCACCACGGUUCCAAUGGGCCUUCCUCACGCCACGACUCAGCACGUCAAACUGGGUCAGUUCGACCUUCCCGCGGGGACACAGGUGUUGACGAACCUGUACUCCCUUCACACGGACCCGGCAUACUGGCCUGAUCCGGACCGGUUUGACCCCGACAGGUUCCUGGACGGAGAAGGACAUGUCAUCGGCAAGCCGCAUUCUUUCAUGCCGUUUUCAGGAGGGCGGCGCGUGUGCCUUGGAGAGCAGCUCGCCAAGAUGGAGCUGAUUCUGCUCUUCUGCGGCCUGAUGCAGAACUUCACCUUCAAGCUGCCAGAGGGCGCUCUUCCUGUAUCUACCGACGGAAUACUCCGCAUCUCACUAACGCCCCAUCCCCAUAAGAUCUGUGCCAUCCCACGUUGAGUUGUGAUGGCAGAAACUGCAAUGAUGUGGAUGUAUUUUUUAUUUUUUAAUUAAAUCCCUUACAAAAUUGUAAACAAGGCUUCUCUUUCAAAUGUUUCCUGAUCACAGAAUUGGAAAAUCAACAACUAGUAUAUUGUACCUAUACUGUAGCUUUACUAUCUUUUAUACUAUUUCAUAUUGUUGGAAUGGAAAAAUAGUUCAAUGAA
This is a messenger RNA of Branchiostoma floridae (Florida lancelet), 1786 nucleotides long. RefSeq names its product cytochrome P450 2J2-like. Gene Ontology annotation, biological process: xenobiotic metabolic process. Gene Ontology annotation, molecular function: heme binding; oxidoreductase activity, acting on paired donors, with incorporation or reduction of molecular oxygen, reduced flavin or flavoprotein as one donor, and incorporation of one atom of oxygen; iron ion binding. NCBI's taxonomy places the organism in Eukaryota, Metazoa, Chordata, Leptocardii, Amphioxiformes, Branchiostomatidae. The record is from RefSeq and is a predicted model, not a curated record. Gene Ontology annotation, cellular component: cytoplasm; intracellular membrane-bounded organelle. The coding region runs from base 63 to 1580 and encodes 505 amino acids. The transcript has 7 exons.